Molecule: messenger RNA, 2016 nt
Organism: Kluyveromyces marxianus DMKU3-1042
Lineage: Eukaryota; Fungi; Ascomycota; Saccharomycetes; Saccharomycetales; Saccharomycetaceae
Gene: DEF1
Product: DNA damage-responsive RNA polymerase-degradation factor DEF1
Exons: 1
Coding region: 1-2016 (671 amino acids)
Molecular function (GO): ubiquitin binding
Source: RefSeq, a predicted model, not a curated record
AUGUCACAAUUUAAGAGAAAUUCCAGCUCAAAGAAGCUGGAUUCGGAGACCAAGUUCAAGCUUGAGACGCUAACAGAACUAUUCCCAGAUUGGACAAAUGAUGAUUUGAUCGACUUGGUUCGUGAGUACGACGAUCUAGAAACUAUAAUUGAUAAGAUAACCACUGGAGCGGUGACAAAGUGGGACGAAGUUAAGAAACCAUCCAAGAAGGAGAAACCUGCAUCGCAUAUAGACCAUCAAUCUCACAGUGGCUCUCACCAGCAACAGCAACAGCAACAACAUGCUGCUUCACACUUGGAUCCGGAAGACUCUCCUUCCCUAAUAAAUCAACAUCAUUCGCAUCAAAGACAGUCCAGAUCUAAUGCUAAGUUUAGCAAUAAUAACAGCAACGGAGGCAAGUCUUUGCAACAGAGACAACAGAGCAGUAAAGACAGCGGCAAGAAGCAACCUUCAAAGGAUAGUUUGAAACCUGCACCAUUGCCAUCAAAGUCUAGCGCAGCUGGUAAGAACAGCAGUUCGUGGGCAGCAGUGUUGGCGGAAAAGAAGAAGGCUCAUGAGAAGAAACUGGAACACACCAAGUCUUCUGCCACUUCCUCUUCUUCCACUUCACAAGAAUCCCAUAAUGAACUAUCUAAUGUACAAACUGAACAAAACGACGGCGAAGUUGCAUCUCCUAAUACCACCAAGACAACAACAACUACUACUACCGAGUCUUCUCCUAAGAAGCAAGAAGCUCCAAAGCUAGAACAGCCUUCUACUACUAAUGCUAACUCUGAUAACAAGCCAAAGAGCUGGGCAGACAUUGCUAGCGCAAAGAGCAGACAAAGACAACUACAACAGCAACAACAGCAAAAUAAAAAGCAACAGCAACAAAAGACCAAGCCAUUGGACAACCUUGAAGUGGUUACCCCAGAAACGGAAGAAAAGCCUGUUGAUGAAAAGGAAAACGUCAACAGCGAACAAGAAGCCGUUGACCAAGAAGCCGAACAACAACAACAACAACAAGAAACUUUCGCUGAGGAAUCAAAGGUUGAAGAAUCUUCUCAACUACAAGAACAAGAAGAGGCUAGAGUAGAAGCAUCUGAACCAGUUCAACAACAACAAGAACAACAACAACAGCAACAGCAACAGCAACAGCAACACGUUUCCCAAGUCCAAGAAUCUGCCCCUGUAUCCCUACCAGAGGACAACAACGGUGUAGCUGCUGCCGCCAACGGUAUUGCCAACAUCCAAUUCGGCUCUGAAGGAAAGGGCGCUCAACAAAAUCCUGCAUCUCAGAACUAUUACCAACAACAACCAAACCAACAAUACGCUCCACAACAAGUCCCACAAUCUGCUGCUGCUGCCGCCGCUGCUCAAGCUCAAGCACAACAGUACUACAUGUACCAAAACCAAUUUGGUUACUCUUACCCUGGUAUGUUUGACAGUCAAUCUUACCCUGGUUACGCUCAACAGUUUGGUGUUCCUCAAGUUCCUCAAGGUCAACAAGGCCAACCACAACAUCCUCAGCAACCACAACAAGCUUCUGGAUCCCCAACUGCUCAGCCAGGACAGACUGCUUAUGUUGCUCCUUCCGGUACUGGUUAUCAAUCUCAAGAAGUUCCUCAGCAAUCUCCUGCUCAACAACAUGUCCAACCACAACAAUACGGUGGAUACGGUAUGCCAUACAUGUACUACCAACAAUCGUUCCCUUACGGCCAACCACAGUACGGAAUCGCUGGCCAAUAUCCAUAUCAGAUGCCAAAGGCGGGAUACAACUACUACCCACCUCAACCUCAAUCGCAGCAACAAGGUGGUCAGGCCCAAGGUUCUACUCAAUCUCAACCAGAUGAAGAACCAGCCAACGGUACCCAAGCCGGUGCAAACGCCAAUGCUGCCAACGCAUCCCAACAGUACCAACAAUACUACCAGUAUCAACAAGCUCAAACCCAACCACAACAGCAGGUUCAACAAGGCAUGCCAUACGGAUACUCUUCAUAUGAUUAUUCCUCCCAAACUUCCAGAGGGUUCUAUUAA